CUGAUACUAUCCGCUGGCUGCCUUUCUAACCGUAACAACGACGGACAACGCGUCACGACCAAGAGUCACUGGAUUUUGGCUGAAGUUGGAAGAAGUUAUCUGUUCACUCUCUGGAUUCCCUUCUUUCAUACUGCAGCAAACUAUCAUGUCCUCGUUUGUAUUCCCGUGUUAUCUACAGGCGGGAACUAAUGAAAUCCACAGUAAAUAUGACAGUAUUACAGAACCCAUCACCCCAACGUGUGCCACGAUAAAGCGCACUCCAUCACGCGCUAGUGUUUCGAGCACAUAUUCAACCCGGAAGCGAAGGCGGGUUUCCGUGGCUUCACUUCACUUGGGACAAGAUUUGGCAAGACCAUCAGUACCGGAGACUCCAAUCGAGGAGAUAAACGGAGACCGAUUUGUGACAGUCCGAACUUCAACGUCAUUGCCAUUGAAUAUUACACCGAGAACAAAUCGUAUCGCCAAAACAUUCGGUCUACUUGACGACCGUGUAUUAAGUCCCACCAACUCUCCCUCACUCUUUUCAGACCGUUGUUUUCGUUCAUUGCUUCGCCGAAGUGCUUCAGAAUUGUUUUCAACUUCGCGUGCUGCAUCUUUGCUCUCAGCAAAGGCCAAUUUAGGGGCUCGGAACCAUUUUGUACUAGCACUCGAUGGACCUGGGAUGUCUACGGACCUUUUUGCCUCUCCAAUGGCAUGGUCGCAUGCCAACUGCAUCGGGGUUGCUUUCAAAUAUGACGUGUAUUUUCAGGACCUUGAAUCCCGGGCAGUGGUUCACCUAUGUCGUUCCUCGCUUUCAGACGGGACGGUCCACAGUAUUGAUUGGGGUGGCAAAGCCAAACCUUAUCUCCUCGCCCUUGGGACGACAUUUGGUGAUGUUAGAGUUAUGGAUGCUGAGAAAGGAAUGCAGCUCGUAGAUUGGGUCGAUGAUGGUCAUGGCAUGGGAGGCAUGCACUGGAAUGGUGAUGUUCUUGCCGUUGGCAGAGCUGGCGGCAAUGUGACUCUGUUCGAUAUCCGGAUGCGGGCUGAGAUAGCCAACAUUAUGGGCCAUAAACGCCGAGUACACGGUGUAAAAUGGUCGAUUGAUGGACACCAUCUGGCUACAGGGGAUGACAGUGGUAUUGUCCACAUAUGGGACCAUAGAGCAAGUAAUCUUUUAACGAAUGGGGACAAAAAUAUCCGGAUGAAACACAAAGGUCCGGUCAAGGCCUUAUCAUGGAGUACAUGGCAGCAUGGCCUGUUGGCAACUGGAGGGGGUUCCCCCGAUGGUGCAAUACACAUUUGGAAUACCGGAAAGAUGGCCCCGUCCUCUGGCCCUGUGCAUACCAUCCCCUUACAGACAACUAUCACAUCUUUGCACUGGUCCCUCCACUGCAAGGAGCUCUUGAGCACCCACGGAUCUUCGUGGGCUGUACCCCAAAGUAACGUACACCCGGCAGCUCAUGCAUCACCCGUAGGUGUAGAAAACUCACUCGCCGUUCAUUCUUACCCUUCCUGCCAACAAAUUGUUAACGUCAAAGCACACUCCGCUCCUGUGGGCCACUCUUGUAUGGCCCCUGACGGAUGUUCUGUAUUUACUGUCAGUCCCAAGAGGAGACGAUUAAGAUGUUUAGGGUGUGGUCCGCGCCCGAUGACAAGGACAAAAAUGAAGGUAGUGACAUGACCUUCAAGUCCGCCAUACGAUAAGCAUUAAUAUUUUCGAUGCAUGGACCACUACUACUGCUACCCACGUACUUAUUCAUUCAUAGCACGCCACCCACAUGCUUCUAUAUUUUUGCACGUAUACCUGUGUUAAUGAUUUCCUUCUCUUCCUAAAUCUGCAUGCAUACUUAUUUGGAUACCUUGGGCCCACCUGGCUGGUAUCUACAUAUCAUCAUUGGCGCCCUUGCGCUCUGCCUCUGCUUGGACUGUCCAUAUGGUUCACCCUAUAUAUGUAUGACGGACGUGGUAGGUGUGUC
Molecule: messenger RNA, 1955 nt
Organism: Suillus fuscotomentosus
Lineage: Eukaryota; Fungi; Basidiomycota; Agaricomycetes; Boletales; Suillaceae
Product: WD40-repeat-containing domain protein
Exons: 3
Coding region: 146-1660 (504 amino acids)
Biological process (GO): positive regulation of anaphase-promoting complex-dependent catabolic process; positive regulation of ubiquitin protein ligase activity; anaphase-promoting complex-dependent catabolic process
Cellular component (GO): anaphase-promoting complex
Molecular function (GO): anaphase-promoting complex binding; protein binding; ubiquitin ligase activator activity
Source: RefSeq, a predicted model, not a curated record